Molecule: messenger RNA, 4111 nt
Organism: Neogale vison (American mink)
Lineage: Eukaryota; Metazoa; Chordata; Mammalia; Carnivora; Mustelidae
Gene: TTPAL
Product: alpha tocopherol transfer protein like
Exons: 9
Coding region: 1320-2348 (342 amino acids)
Cellular component (GO): membrane
Molecular function (GO): phosphatidylinositol bisphosphate binding
Source: RefSeq, a predicted model, not a curated record
GAUAAUAUCUGGUGAGAUGAGGUCUGUAUGAGUUGGUGUAGAGUCGGUGGAGGGGUGCUGGAGAGCAGCAGAGUAGCAAGAGACUAUGGCCAGGUGACAGAGGACCUAGUAAACCAUGUUAAGGAGUUUGAACUUUAUCCUGAGGGCAAAAGGGGAGCCAGUGAAGGGUUUUAAGGCGAAGAGUGGCAUAGUGUGCCUAGAGUCUGGAAAGUUGCCUCAGCUGCUGCGUGCAAGUUUGGGAAGAGGAGAGCCCAGAGAGAAGCCUGGAACAAGACCCCAGAGCAGCCAGAAAGUGAGAGCUGGUGCGUGGUCCAUCCUUGUACAAAGCAGGCAUCUGGUCCAUGGGAGGCAUGUUUGCCCUAAAUGCAUGAUAUACAGGCAUUUCCUGGAAGGAAGUGGGUCUUGAGAGAAAAAGAGAGAUCAGCAUGGAAGAGCAGAGGACACAGAAGAAAGGGCCCAAAUCCACAUCGAGCUAAUGGGUCCCAAGUCCAACUCUAGCCCUGCCGACAAUAGCCCCCUGAAGUUCGUGAGAAGGCAAGCAGAAGAUGAGGAAUCUGAAGCUCCUGGAAGUAAAGGAGCCAUCGGAGGUCAGACAGAUGGACAGCGGGUGUAAAUGGCAGAGCUGGAAUUCAAAGCCAGGUGGGUCUGAUACUGGUCCUGGGCUCUCCACUGGCACAUUUGAAGGACAAUAUGGGGGAGACUGCAAGGGAAGUUCCCCAAGUGGAGCAAGGAGCCACUGACAAAAAUCCCAAAGGUAGAAGGGCAUUGUGGACCCAAGGCCAUGGGAGCGGCCAUUUCUGAAAAGCCAUAGUUUACCAUGGAGGGGAUGGAAGUCUUCCUGGAAGUGGUGCCGUUUGGGCUGACUAUAUAUCUCCAGCCCAGAAAGGGGGGCUUUUAAUAAUUCACCAGCUUCCGAGUGGUUUCACAUCAGACUUACGUGGCUUCAAAGACUAAUUGCGCCACUCUCCAGUUUAAAAACAAAUAAACAAAAACCAGCAUUAUUGAGACAUACUUGAUGUACAAUGAACAAUUCCUAUUUAAACUGCGUAAUUUUAUUUGCUUUGACAUAUGUGCAUACCCAUGAACCCAUCACCACAAUCAAGAGGAUGAACGUCUCCAUCACCCCAGAAGUUUCCUGGUAGCCUGGUGUUCAUUUAUCACACUCCCCUGGGGAUGGACAUUGUUUUCCCCAGUUGGGGAUCAUCAUAAAUACAGCUGCUAAGAACAUUCUUGCGCACGUCUCCAAGUGGACAGACACUCUCGUUACCCAGGGCAAGUGCUGAGGAGCGGCUCUGCUGAGUCAUGGAUCCUGGUAGCUAAUGUCAGAAGAAAGUGACUCUCUGCGAACCAGCCCCUCUGCGGCCUCGCUCUCAGAAAAUGAGCUGCCACCGCCGGCCGAGCCCCCCGGCUAUGUGUGCUCGCUGACCGAGGACCUGGUGACCAAAGCCAGGGAGGAGCUGCAGGAGAAGCCGGAAUGGAGACUUCGAGACGUGCAGGCCCUCCGUGACAUGGUGCGGAAGGAGUGCCCGAACCUGAGCACCUCCCUGGACGACGCCUUCCUGCUGCGCUUCCUCCGGGCCCGCAAGUUCGAUUACGACCGAGCCCUGCAGCUCCUGGUCAGUUACCACAGCUGCAGGAGAAGCUGGCCUGAGGUCUUCAACAACCUGAAGCCCUCGGCCUUAAAGGAUGUCCUCGCUUCGGGAUUCCUCACCGUGCUGCCCCACACCGACCCCCGGGGCUGCCACAUCCUGUGCAUGCGCCCAGACAGAUGGAUUCCGAGCAACUACCCAAUUACCGAAAACAUCCGAGCUAUAUACUUGACGUUAGAAAAACUCAUUCAGUCUGAAGAAACCCAAGUGAAUGGAAUCGUGAUUCUUGCGGACUACAAAGGAGUGAGCUUAUCAAAAGCAUCUCACUUUGGCCCUUUUAUAGCCAAAAAGGUGAUUGGCAUCCUUCAGGAUGGCUUCCCCAUUCGGAUAAAAGCAGUCCAUGUAGUGAAUGAACCUCGAAUAUUCAAAGGCAUUUUUGCCAUCAUAAAACCAUUUCUGAAGGAGAAAAUAGCGAACAGAUUUUUCCUCCAUGGGUCUGACCUGAACUCUCUCCACACAAGUCUUCCCAGAAGCAUUCUCCCCAAGGAGUACGGGGGCACGGCUGGAGAGCUGGAUAUCAGCGCCUGGAAUGCAGUGCUGCUGGCCUCGGAGGAGGACUUCGUGAGGGAGUUCUGCCAGCCGGUCUCUGUGUGCGACAGCAUCCUGGGCCAGGCCCUCCCGCCUGAGGGGCUGACCUCGGACGCGCAGUGUGAUGAUUCCCUGCGGGCCGUGAAGUCCCAGCUCUACUCCUGCUAUUAGCCAGUCCCUGUGAGUGCCACCCUCUUGAAAUCCUUUCCUUUUUCUUUGGAGAGGCGCAAGGAGAAUUUGAGGUGCCGUGGAGUCUGUCUUGCUCCUUGUAAUUAAAUUAAAGCCUAUAGAGUCUGAGGGUGAGCCAUGGGGUAAGCCCUUGGUGACUUGAAUUAAUCCAUGGAAGACACGGAAGAUGUCCCCAGUGAUUCCCAAACGUUUGGAAUCCCAGUUUGCAGCCACUAACCUGGAAGCUGUAUCUGGUUCUUAGAGAUCUUGGAACAAGAGAAAUAAGGAUCAAAUCACUUUGGUCUCCCAUUCCGGGAGAAAACCACCUGACUGGCUGGUCAGCACACUCCUGUAAAAGAACCUCCUGGCUGUGCCUACAAGAUGGCCACACAGGAGACUUCAGGAGUUUGUGUCUUUCAUCUGAACCCUAACAACAGACUUGGGUUGCUCACCAGGAAGUUUCUAGUUGGAGGCCCAGACCUCAGCUGCCACACUGGGUUUGGAAAGCACCUUAAUUGACUCACGGGAGCAUCAGGACAUAAGCAGCACCUCCUGAUCAAAUUUGGGAGCCAGAGGCGUCAGAGAACCUCUGGGAUUCAUUGACUGACUCUUGCAAUAGAAACGGAAGUUUUCCCAAACCCACAAAGCCUUAUCCCUGGUUCUCAAUACAAUCAUACAGGAUCCUAGAGGGAUGUGAUUCUACUUAACCUAAAAUGCUAGACGCCAGGCCCGAGGAGCUGAAAGAAUUCUGGCCCAAGAAUGAAGAGACCAGGACUCCAGCCUCAGAAAUAUGGACUGUAGACAAGACCUCAUGGACCUCUGUGGCCCUCACCCUUCUCAUCUAUAAAAUGAAGCUGGAUGAAAUGACACCUAGGGCCUUGGCUGACGUUCUGGGAUUUGGUUUAGUAAUUGAAUGCUAGGCAUUUGUUUUCUGCCUAGAUGGCUCUCAAAGAGGCAAGUGGUUGGAUCCCGCUUUUUUGUGGUAUACCUGGGCCUUUCCAAGAGGCUUGUGUCGCCAUCUGGCCCUGCCUUUAAGGAAAGUGUAUGUAUAUUCUUGGGACCUGGCGAUAACCAACUUCUUUUUGUAGGGAGGGUUAAACUGGAAAGGGCAGGGGAGAUGACCUAGGUUUGUGUGAAUUCCUUCUAUCCCUGAGGCUCUGGCCAUGCACUGGAAACCUGGCAGCAGGGAAUGGCUAAUUACUUGGGAUUCGUAGAUUUUGGUCUCUGGAAACGAAUGUUAAGUGCGUGCUAUCGCCCGGUCAUUUCCGGGGCCCCUGUCCUCCCAGACACACUUGCAUUUCUCUCUCUCUGGUACGGGUGGACUUGUCCAGCCAGCGAGACCGAAUGUUAGCUCUUGUGUUUCAGCACCUCAGACCCUUCCUAUCAGAACUUCAGCCUUAGCCCAACCAUCGAACUAGGUGGUUCUUCUGGUGGCUUUUGACCUAUUUCCUUUCAUAUGAAUUCCGUAAAAAUUCAUGCAUUUCUGAAACCAGCAGGCAAGGGGACCAUCUGUGAGGAGGAGGGCAGCGCUCUGAAAGGCAAAGGCCCGUCUACCGUGAAUAAGCUCGUCAUCUUCAUACGCUGUUUAAAAUGCCUGGAGAAGGUGGAAAUGACUCACCUCAUCAGUGCCAAGUCCAGGGAACGCUCUGCCCUGUGGGUACCAACCCUGGAUCCUCUAGGGACCACGCCGAGCUGCAAGUGCCAGCAUGCAGGCCCCUGGCAGCCCCCACUUCCGUCUGCUAGGAACAGCGUGACCAGCUCUGCUG